This is a messenger RNA of Notechis scutatus (mainland tiger snake), 3953 nucleotides long. NCBI's taxonomy places the organism in Eukaryota, Metazoa, Chordata, Lepidosauria, Squamata, Elapidae. The record is from RefSeq and is a predicted model, not a curated record.
CUGGGUUGGUAUGGCACAGAGACUAACAGGGAUGCCAAAGGAAAAAUAUGAUCCUCCAGAUCCUCGCAGAAUAUAUACCAUCAUGUCAGCAGAAGAGGUAGCCAAUGGGAAGAAGUCCCACUGGGCAGAGUUGGAAAUCUCGGGUAGAGUGCGCAAUUUAAGUCCAUCACUUUGGUCACUAACACACUUGACUGCUCUCCACCUCAAUGACAACUAUUUGACUCGCAUUCCACCUGAUAUUGCCAAGCUUCAUAAUCUGGUUUACCUGGAUCUCUCAUCCAACAAACUCCGAAGUUUACCAGCAGAACUAGGAAACAUGGUUUCUCUCAGGGAAUUGCUUUUAAACAACAAUUUGUUACGAGUUUUGCCUUAUGAACUUGGACGGCUCUUCCGGCUACAAAACCUAGGUCUGAAAGGCAAUCCUUUAUCACAAGAUAUUCUCAGCCUCUACCAGGACCCAGAUGGGACACGUAAAUUGUUGAACUACAUGCUUGACAAUCUAGCAGUUCAUCCAGAGCAGCUGCCUCCAAGGCCAUGGAUUACAUUAAAAGAGCGAGACCAAAUUCUGCCCUCAGCUUCGUUUACUGUCAUGUGCUACAAUGUAUUGUGUGAUAAAUACGCUACCCGACAGCUUUACGGCUACUGUCCUUCCUGGGCUUUAAACUGGGAAUAUAGAAAAAAGGGAAUCAUGGAAGAAAUUGUGAACUGGGAUGCAGAUAUCAUUAGUCUUCAGGAAGUAGAAACUGAGCAAUACUUCACCCUCUUUCUGCCAGCAUUAAAAGAGCGUGGAUAUGAUGGAUUUUUUUCUUCGAAGUCACGUGCCAAAAUCAUGUCGGAGCAGGAGCGAAAACAUGUGGAUGGUUGUGCAAUAUUCUUCAAAACAGAAAAGUUCACACUGGUGCAGAAGCACACGGUUGAGUUCAACCAAGUGGCGAUGGCCAACUCAGAAGGGUCCGAAGCUAUGCUGAACCGAGUUAUGACAAAGGACAACAUCGGAGUUGCGGUGGUGUUAGAGGUGCACAAGGAACUGUUCGUGGCAGGUAUGAAACCACUUCAUGCAAUGGACAGCCAGCUGCUUAUAAUAGCAAAUGCUCAUAUGCAUUGGGACCCUGAAUAUUCGGACGUAAAGCUUGUUCAGACGAUGAUGUUUGUCUCUGAACUUAAAAAUAUCCUUGAGAAAACCUCUGGUCGGCCUGGAAGCCCAACGGCAGACACAAAUUCCAUUCCUCUGGUGCUGUGUGCAGAUCUCAACUCACUGCCUGAUUCAGGUGUUGUGGAAUACUUAAGCAAUGGAAUAGUGGCCGACAACCACAAAGACUUCAAGGAGCUGCGUUACAAUGAGUGUCUCAUGAACUUCAGUGGCAAUGGAAAAAAUGGGGCUUCUGAAGGAAGAAUCACCCAUGGUUUCCAACUCAAGAGCGCCUAUGAAAACAACUUGAUGCCUUACACUAAUUACACUUUUGAUUUCAAGGGUGUAAUUGACUAUAUUUUUUAUUCCAACACUCACAUGAAUGUGCUUGGUGUCCUGGGGCCUUUGGAUCCUCACUGGCUGGUUGAGAACAACAUCACGGGGUGCCCGCACCCUCACAUCCCUUCCGACCACUUCUCCCUGUUGACUCAGCUUGAGCUCCACCCUCUGUUCCUGCCUCCCGUCAACGGCAUCCAUUUGCCAAACAGGAGGUAGUGCUGCUCUUUCUGGAGGGCAGGCACCCCACCCCGUUCAUCUGUUUAUGAACUUGUACAGUUGUAAAUCAAAGUCUGUAGGAGUGAAGUAUGGCCAACCUUUUCAUAGCUGUUGCUUCAUGCUCCUUUCUGUUUUUCGUGUGUGUUGACAGUACAAUUUUGCACAUUUCUUUUCGGUGCAUAUUGGUACCACUUGGCACUAGGGCUGGAACCAAAGUUGUUGUUUGUUCCCUUUUUCAAUGGGGUUGGGUUUUUUUCUUUUUUUUCUUUUGGUUUUGUUCUGAAGGUACAGACACAAAGUAUAUACCGAGAAAAGGCAGCGGGCUUUACAUGUUUUAACAGAGCUGCCUUAACGGUCAAAUCAGAAAGGAGGGAUUUGCUUACAUGUAUACAUCCAUAGCUAAAAGUUUUGUAUUCCUCCCCCCAAUCUUUUAUCAGUCAUAGCCAGAUGAGUCCUUCCCCCUGCUCCCAAAUCACUCGGUUUUUUUAAAAAAAAAAUUCCUCUAGAUUAGAAACCUGUAUUGGCCCUGUAGGGCAGUGUUUCUCAAUCUUGGGAAUUUAAAGAUGUGUAGACUUUAACUUCCAGAAUUGAUGUCCACACACCUUAAAAUUUCCAAGGUUAAGAAACAUUGCUGUAGGGAAUUUGUAGAUCAUUGGAAAUAGCACUUAACUGUUUUUAAUGUUGAUUCUGAGUUCAAAUUUGUUCACUUCCCAUUGAGCUGGCAAAGUUGCAACAUGUUAGUCUUCCUGCCAUUAAAAAAAAAAAGUGGCUCUAUGCUGGAGAAAGCUUUUCCAUGAAUACCUGAUUGCAUCUGGCACUAAGUCACCAGGGUGUUCUGCCUUGCUGUACCACCUCCAUUUCUGAACUAUAAAAGCUUGCAUGCUCCGGUCUAAAAUUCACAGAAUCACCUCUGUUGCACUAAGAGGCAAGGAUGAGUCUGAACCUCUGGCUUGAAGCCAUGUUCUCUACCCGAAAAGUAAGAUAGCAUCUGUCUUUUACUUGAAGGAAACCCCAAAUUACAAAAUUCAGAGAAACACAAGUAGCGAGGCAGAUGAGCGAGAAGGAACCCACUAUAAUUGAGGACAUCCAAUUAAUUGUUGAAUCCUGCAUUUAAAAUCAGCGAUGAGAAUUCCUCUGCUAAAUGUCCACCAUAUACAAAGAGAUUCCGACCCAAACACAAUCCUUUUAAAAAAAAUAUAUUUUGUAAAUUAUAAAGCCCUUCCAUUGCCCUUUUAAGGUUAAAAAAUGUUAGUAGAAGUGAAGUGGGAGAUAGAUGUUUAGUUUUAGCCUCUUUCAGGUAGAACAAGCAAUUUUUUUCCUCGGUGCAAUUUUUUGUGUCAAUACGAAAGUGAGAAUAAUGUUCACCUAACUAUUCCCUCAGCAUUUCCCCUGCCCCCUUUUUUUUUCUGAACCCUAGUCGCCAAAUAGCCAUGUCAUGUUUUUAAUUCUAUUUUUGUUGUUGUUUCUUUUCUUCUUCUUCUUCUUCUAUCAAUUUGGGUUGGUUUGUUUGUUUUUAAAAGGGAACCUGCUUGUUUGUUCCCAGCUGUUAUUUUUCUUUCUUCAAGAAACCUUAAGCAUCCUCGCGUGCAUGUUUGCUUCUGGUGGCCAUUUUAAAAACUUUCUCUUUUUUUUUCUGGAGGGUGGAAAAAAACAAUUCUUUUAAUGCCAUCUCUUUAAGUGAGAGGUGAGGGAUUUUAUCCACUCAGGACAACUGCUAUUGUGAUGGGCUUGAGCAAAAUAUUAGGGCUUGGCUGUUCCAGUACAAAGAAGGGGUACUAAGCAAGCAAGGUGGUGGGUGCAUGCCCCUUGGAAAGGUGGUGCAUCUUCCAUCUUGCUUAUUUUGAUCCCUUGCACCUAGCCGUAUCAGCAGAAGAAAAACAUUUAGCAGUUAAGUCCUAAGUGCAAGAAUGGGGAAACGAUGCCCCUUUUAUGACUUAUGGGUUUCAACUCCCAGAAUUCCUGAGCCAGCAUGCCUCGGGAAUUCUGGGAGUUGAAGUCCACAACCCACUCCUGCCUUAGUGGAUAGAAUUACAGUUAAUUUUUCAACAGCAGCAACAAUGGCAAAUUUGUUUUUAUGUUUUUGGGUAUUUCUGCUUGCUGCUACACAAGAUUCCUUAAGCUUAUAUUUUAAACUUUUCAUGCACUUUACUAUUUCUAAUCUGAAAAAAAAAGUGAUAUUUUUAAUAAAUGAGAUUUCCAUUAUGUGAAUGAAAAUUUUUAAAGGAGCUAUAUUUGUCUCAUGAAUACGCUAAAAAAAAAAAAAGGAAAA